ACUUUCCAGAGUAGCCCGUUCAGCACUGAUACACCAUAUGGGUACCAGCUUAACUUACACUUUGUUAACUACAUUAACGAUAUUGAGCGGAGUGACACCAUUCGCCGUCUGGAUUUUAACAAGAGGCCCAGGGUGGCAAACCCUGCCUCUGAGCCUCAAAGCAUUGUAAGCCCUAAAAGAAACUGGAAAUCCUCUGAGUCUUUGUCCUCUGUAAACAGUGAUGAGGACAAGAAAACCCCUCAUUCCUCAUCGUCCUCCUCUUCCUCUGUCAACAGAAGAAGACCCCCGCUUCCUUAUACCCAUUCCAAACCUAAAUCCACCAGUCAAGCACCGGAGGUCUCUCAAGGUCUAUCCAUCUCUCAGAGGAAUUCAGAUGGGACGCCUUCCCCAGCCACACAUCAUCCUACCUCUACCGAAUCAAAUCGCCUAGUGGAAAAGACCUUGAUGGAAACAUGUAAGCGUUUGGAACAUGAGAAAGGAUCUUCCCAGACAGGAUCUCCAGACCCACACCCGCGACGUAGGCUGGCCAGUUUUGGUGGUCUUGGCUCUAGUGGUACCCUAUCUCCUUACACUAGUUGGAGUGCUCUAAACCAAGGCAUUUAUAAAGGUGCCAAGAUGACAGUCCUAGACCCACCCAGCCAAGGUAUCUUGUUAGUGGUGAGCUCCCAUAAGAUCAGCUCCUCAAGCUCUGGCUGGGCAUCUCCAGUGAGCGGUGUUAGUUCACUCCACCUACAGCUGGUUAGGGAUCAGAUGGCAGCUGCUUUACAGAGGCUAAAUGAUUUGGAGGAGCAAGUAAAGGUUAUACCUGUCCUACGGGUGAAGAUUUCUGUUUUGCAGGAAGAAAAGAGACAACUGACUGCCUUGGUCAAGAGCCAACAUGAUCAACAAACAGGCUCCAGCACUGACAUAGAUUUAGAGGGGUUGAACAAGAAGCAAGCACACAGCACAAAUUGUGCAUCAGAAUUACAACAUAAAAGCUCUGAGUCUGAUGAAGAGAUAGAGGGCAAGAAGAGAUCCUCUAAAGAGAUGGAGGGUUGGGAGCACAGAAGCCUCCCUGGUCUUACAGAGUUCAAACAGCUCAGUGUUGCAAUGCAACUGCUUGAAAAAAAGAUCCAAGAUGCAUGUCUUGAGACUCAACAAUGCCUCAGGAUGAGGGCUCUCAGAUCUGUUGCCAUGGGAGAUGACAGAAGCACUUAUAAAGCUGUUGCUGUCAGUGCCAAACCUGAGACCCGAUCAGUGGCUGACGAAGUCACAGAGACUAUGCUCGGCAUGGUAGCGGACAAGGAAGCAGAAACUGAGUUGCAGCAGCAAACCAUCCAACUUUUGAUUGACAGGAUUCAAACACUGGAGGCAGAGCUUAAAGAGGCAACACUUACGGCAGAAAUGGGCAGGCUGAGGAGUGAACUAUGGGAAGCAGAAUCUAGGAACCGCGCUGACAAAAGUUCCACCGCUCACCCACAGGUGAACUGCACUGCUAUCCAGACUAGGUCACAAACUCGCACUCUUGGAGUGGGAAAUCACACCCACCGUGUACCUUCUGCAGUUGGGGGAGGGCUAGAAUGGAUAUCGAUUGCUGUUGGAGUGUCCUGCAAACCUGAAAUGAGGGCUGUUUCUUCUGGUCCAGACACAUCUAUGGAAGAGUGGGAAGUGCGCAAAAAAGUAGAGAGGAAAGACCAGUGUGUUGAAAGCAAGUGUGUGCCAAUGUGCAGUCAAGGUGUAGGAACGACAGUGCAUAUGUGUGAUGCUGGCACAAUUACCUUGGAGACAAUGGAGACUCUGGACAAGAAGAACAUUUUGCACAGAAGAACAGUGGGCUGUGGUGACUGCACGAUCAUCGGGAAUGUCAGUGUGGUCAAAUCACUAAUUUCGCAGGGAACUGUCUCUGACCCAGUGCGAAGCUUUGACUUGGCUGUAAUGGCAAUGCCACUGACCAUGUCACAGCAUACAAGUACAGAUAUCUGUACUGUCUCCCGCAGCAGCAGCACUUUGCAGGCCUGCAUCUCUGAAGCCAGCACCAACACAAAACAUAAACUCACCAGGGAAAGACACACCAACACAGCACACACAAUCACCCGAUCUCUGGCAGUCAGGGAUGGGAAAGUUUAUGACCGAGUAUCUGCUGUUCAAAUGCGCUCUGUUUCUGUGGGAACCAAUUCAUGUGUAGAAAGAGGCACAAUCACACAUGCUGUCCCUAAGGUGAUGACACGAGACACUGGUGUUGGAUUAGUAAAUAUCUACGAGAACUUCCUGAUUGGACUCCGCUCACGAAACAUAACAUGUGGUCCAUCCCGUUUACCCGAUCCGGUCAAGAUGCGUAGCAUUGGUGUGGAGGUAGGGGACGGUAGGAUACCUGACAUGGAGGGGCAGAUGUUUGUGCAGAAUGAGCCAGGACUUGAUCAUUACAUUGAUCGCAUGCAAAGAUUGUUUAAAGAGCAGCAGUACCUGUUGACGGACACCCACCCUGGGUCAAAAGAUGAGGACACUCUCCAAUCUUAUGGUCACUUAGUUACACAAGUUGGAGUCACUGGACAAAACCAGAAAUCAAAUGUGGAUGAGAGUUCAAGGAUUAAACAGAGGAAUCAAAUGGAGCUGCAGAUGUCCGCUGCUCUUCAUGGCCCACCUAGUGAUGAGCACUGUCUCAGGUCCAUCAUGAAAAUGAAGAGCAUCAAUCAGAAGUCCACAGAUAGUAUUGAAAACCCUAAGCCUGCAACCUGUGGAGAUAUUGAGAACCCCUUGUCUGAGGGUGGCGAUUCUGAGGAUGAAGAGAAAAAAAGAGAAAAGAAGGAGAAUAAAGGGAGUGCCAAAGAUAAAGUGAAGAUUUCCAAGAGGAAAGAAAGGUAUAUAUUUUGUGAGAGGAUGAUUUCUGCCUGUCAAACUCUGGAGGUUCACCUCAAAGGCAGCAAGGUCAUAUCCAACAAAGAACGGCGCUCCUGCCUGAACACAGUGCAGCAGGAGUGGUUCUGUGUGUCCAGUCAGAAGAGGGCAUACCCACAGACCGUGGAGGACUUCCUCUGCGCUUGCCACCAUGUCUCAUUUGACAUGAUGUGCUAUGUGGCCAAUAUGGCUGACCAAAAUGGCAACACAGCCCUCCACUACAGUGUGUCUCACUCCAAUUUCAGUGUAGUAAAGAUUCUUCUAGCUGCAGGGGUGUGUAAUAUAGAUCAUCAGAAUAAGUCUGGCUAUACUCCUAUAAUGCUUGCCUCUCUGGCUGCUGUGGAAACAAAAGAAGCCAUGAUGGUGGUUCAAGAACUCUUCAGCAGAGGAGAUGUUAAUGCUAAGGCCAGCCAGGCUGGUCAGACAGCUCUCAUGUUGGCAGUCAGUCAUGGACGUAUAGAUAUGGUCAGGGCUCUGCUAGCUGCUGGGGCAGAGGUCAACAUCCAGGAUGAUGAGGGAUCAAGCACUCUCAUGUGUGCUGGUGAACACGGCCAUGCCGACAUUGUCAGACUCUUACUUGCCCAGCCAGGCUGUGAUGCCACACUGACUGACAAUGAUGAGAGCACUGCUUUGUCCAUAGCUCUGGAGGCCGGACACAAAGACAUAGCUAUGCUCCUCUAUGCCCAUGUCAACUACUCAAAGGGCCAAACUAGGGCAUCCCCUCACAGCAAGACUCCACCCACUUCAUCUAGCACAAGCUCUUCUGUUUGAUAGGACAUUUUUCCAUGCUCGCUUCCUCCAUUCAGAAAUCCUCUCAGAACACCCCAUUCAAUCAAAUGCUUUUUUCAUAGCCAUAUGAAUGAGAUGAGUAUGAUUGGUUAUGUUUUCAGGGCAGUGGUUUAAGGGCAGUGCACUCGCUGUUGGUAACAUAAGCUCAUAAAGGCUUCUUGUCCUUUACUAACAGUUACCAAUGUCUUUCUCACAUGCAAACACGACAGUUAUGUAGUUAUUUGACAAUAAUAUAGACCAAUAAUAUAUUUUCAUUUUGACAUUGUUAUGUUUAUCUGUAUUGGGAAUCUGCAUGUUCAAACAGUUUUAUAUAUUCUUUUUGAAAUUAAAUGGAUUUUCAGGAUAGAGUAUAAUAUUUUAAAGCCUGGUUUUUCAUUUCUUAUAGAUUAUAUAAUAUUCACAUUGCAUUUUCAAAUCUAAAAAUCUUGAUUGUUAGGCUUGGCACCCUUUUAAAAAAGUGAUUUAAAUGUUAAAGUGUCUGUCUUGUUCAUAUAUGUUCAUGUAUCCUAUAUAUUACGUAAAAUAAAAUAAUGCUUACAUCUCCACCUUUUGUUUACAUGUAUUUCAUUACUUGGCCUGUAAUAUUUUGCAGUUCAAUGGAACUCACACAGUUCUGCUGCCACCUAUAGGUGAAGAGCUGACGUGCCGAUUAUCAUCAAGCAGAGGAGGCUGGGUUGCUUCACUGAAACAGAGUAUAGACUUCACUACAACUCAUGAAUCUGUGACCCUGCGUUCACUUUCACAGUGGUUUACUUCAGUUGGACUUGUUGGUGUGCAUGGUAUGCAUGCUAGUGAUGUGAUGCAGUCUCAGGCCAUCCAAAACGGAGUGUCUGAGGUUAUGGAGGAGGAAAGCAACUUCAAGAAACGAAAAAGCGAUCAAAGCAACCAGAGCUCUGAGACUGGUCAGGAGGUGGUGGAGAAGGUCAAAAAGCGACGGGGUCGUCCUCCUGCUGAGAAACUGCCUCCCAACCCUCCCAAGCUCACGAAACAAAUGAACACAAUCGUGGAUAUGGUCAUCAACUACAAAGACACGAGAGAGUGCGUAAUCACAAAUACAGGUGCAUUGCAGACCUGGAGAAGGAUAUCAUGCAGAUGUGUCACAAUGCUCAGACGUUUAAUCUAGAAGGAUCUCAGGUGAACCUCAUGAACAUAU
Molecule: messenger RNA, 4816 nt
Organism: Myxocyprinus asiaticus (Chinese sucker)
Lineage: Eukaryota; Metazoa; Chordata; Actinopteri; Cypriniformes; Catostomidae
Product: KN motif and ankyrin repeat domain-containing protein 1-like
Biological process (GO): negative regulation of actin filament polymerization
Cellular component (GO): cytoskeleton; cytoplasm
Molecular function (GO): protein binding
Source: RefSeq, a predicted model, not a curated record